UUAUGUAGCACUUUUCCAACACAUGGUUGAAAAGGCUGGCUAACGGCUAGUGGUUUAUGUUCCAGGAUUGGUCAAAUAUAUGAUUAAGGAAACAGUUUAAGCCAGAAUGAAUCAGCAGGAUGACAGUGACGACGGAAUGGACGAGUUCUAUGACAAAUUUAAAACGCAAAGAUACAGAAAAGGUUUCAAUGAAAACAACUGGGAAGAGGAGUUUGAUAAAGUGCCCAUGUUCAUGAAAACUGCCCCUGAAGACAUCGACCCAAACAAAUACCCAGAAUUGGCUUGUCUUCAGGCUGUCAUCCACAAUGAAGAUCGGCCUCCAGAAGAGCAAGCAAAGAGUCUGAAAGAUGAAGGAAAUGCCUUUUUCAAAGAGAAGAACUACCAGAAGUCAAUACUGUCAUACACAGCAGCUUUGAAGAAACAAUGUGGUGACCAAGAUCUCAACACAGUCCUCCUCACCAACCGAGCCGCAGCACACUUCCAUAUUGGUAAUAUGCGCUCUGCACUGAACGAUGCUGCAGCUGCAAAGAAAAUCAAACCAGACCACCUUAAAGCCCUAAUCAGAGGUGCUCAGUGCUGCAUUAAACUGCGGCUCUUUGCAGAGGCCGUACAGUGGUGCGACGAAGGCCUUAAAUUUCAUCCCAGUGACAGGAAGCUGCAGGAGCUGCGAGCAGCAGCAGAUCAACAGAAGAGAGCUGCAGACCGAGAUGCCAGGAAGGCAAAAGCCAAAGAAAAAAAAUUGCACGGUGAAAAAGAAGCACUCUUGGCUGCUAUAAAGGAGCGAGGCAUUAAGCUCCACCAGCCCGUGAAGGCUCCGCAGCCUAAUUCAGACUCUGAGGAUGAAGGCUCCUCUGCAGCUUUAGCACAGCUGAAGCUGGAUGGCCUCAGCUCCCAGGAGGCCACAGGGGCUCAGGUCUUCAUGGACACACAUGGAUCUCUGCACUGGCCGGUCCUUUUCCUCUACCCGGAACACCAACAGAGUGACUUCAUCUCAGCUUUCUGUGAGAGCUCCUGUUUUUUGGACCACCUGGUUGUCAUGUUUGGAGAAGAACUUCCUCCCUGGGACACAGAGAGAAAAUAUCUUCCAUCAAACCUGCAGCUGUUCUUUGAAAACUGUGAGGAGGAUACACUCUACCAGGUGGAACCAGAAAAGUCACUUCUGGAAGUUUUGCAGCAUAAAAGGGUUUCUGUCAGAGCAGGCACUCCCAGUUUCAUUGUGCUGGUCCACGACUCGUCAUUCAGGAAACAGUUUUUAACAGAAAAGAAAAUACACAGAUUAUGAAAACAGUGGCUUCCAGGCGUAACACAUAAAGUCUGACAGUGACUCUGGUUCUGAAAAAGACACAGUGAUCAACAUUUAGACAGUUUAUUUUUGUAGGAUUGUUGCACAUCUUGUCAGGUCAGCAGUGGGUCGUGCCCAAAUCAGAACAAGGACAGUCGCCCUCGUGUAUAUUUACCCCAGCGUAUCUUCCAGUUUUAGAUCCAUUAAGACAUUUACACACUUUGACUCUUGUGCUUGUGAGUAAAACACAUUUAUUGACACCAGCUGUCAGAAUAAGUCAGUAAAACACAAUUUCUAAAAGUAAUCAAUAGAGAUUUGUCCUCUUUGAUUCCGUACACAUUAUAAACAUUUUAUGGUUUGAAGAGAUUUUACUGAACAGAUACUUUAUCCCACACAGAAUGAACCAAAUAACUUCCUGUACAGACAAAAUAACACGGAAAACUGAGACUGGUUAAAGAUAUAUAUAUAUAUAUAUAUAUAUAUAUAUAUAUAUAUAUAUAUAUAUAUAUAUACAAAAAUAAAUGCUGUGAUCUGUAAAGGAGAACUGAUAUUUUUCCUUCAUUGGCUUUUAGUGCAUUCCAGAGUUUAUCCUUCACAUUUAAAUGUUCACAAAGUUUAAAACAGAUCAGCAGGAAUUUAAGCGUAAGAAGAGAAUGUGAGUGUGUUUUAGGUUAGUACACUGACCACCAAAAAAAUAAAGUGUCAGACUGCAGUGUUUCCCCCAGAAAUCUUUGCAGGCCUGGUUGUUCUGGGAUGGGGGGGGAAUACACCAGAAAAUGUGAGGUGCUCACAAAUGCACAAACGGUGGGGAAAAAAAAACCCUCACUGGCAUAUCUUAUUGUAUAAAAAUAAACUUUGGAAAAAUGCCACAUUAUGACUCAAGCAUGAUUCAUUGGUGCUGUAGAACGUGUAGUUUAACAUUUCACCACCUCAGUUAGGUGGCAUUGCUGUGCACCAGGCCUGUACUAUUAUAGGGGGAACACUGGACUGUAGCUGUCUGUCUGCUUGGUUGGCAUCCAGGUGAGUUGGAAGACCUAACCUGAUAGUGCAGCAGAAGCAGUGGGUUGUGCUUUGGACUGAGUUCAGGGAUAUUUAUUGGAGUGAAACUGGUUUAAAGCUCAGCCCUCAGGAGUUUCACAUGCUCUUGGUUGUCAGUGUAAAAACCGGCUUUUCAGGCUUUGUGCUCUGCUACAGUGUUAAGCUACCUUGACACGAGCAUGCCUUUGAUCUCUGCACUGACACACAAUCUUGCGUGCCAAUGACUAAACUCGUAAAUUGUGCACAAGCUGCGAGGCCCUCCACACAUUGACACGCAGCGUUUGCAAAUAGGUUGCGGAAUGUUCAUGACUAAUUCAAAAUUUUCUUUUCACUCUAGCAAGCAGCGUCACAAGAUUGCAUGCUGAUGCAGGUAUCAAAUUUGUGCAAGCCACAAUGAGCUUUAGUGCAUGUCAGUAGUCACGUCUAUCAGUGGCAAUACAUGAUUAUGUAGCGCAGUUGCGCCGCUCUGAUCAGUACUUAAAAUUUAUUUAAGUAACCUGCUUUUAAAUCUGUAUUUGGUUUUGUUUUUUGUACAUGCACAUAAAGAUGGGACUGUUUUUCAUCCUAUACAUCUGUCUGAACAAAUAUUUGAAGCACAACUCCGAAAUCAGAGGUGAAUUUCAGUUAAACGUUACCAUUUGAAGAUGGACAGGAAUGAAAAUUAUUCCCAUCUGACAUCUUCAAGAGGAGAUGAUUGGAAUUUUUUUUUUUUUUUUUUUUUUUGCAUUGUAUUUGGCUGUUAGACAUACAGAAAUUGACCAGUUAAUUCAGGUAUUUAUCAUAGUUACAGUGCCUUGAAAAAGUAUUGGGCCCUUUGGUAUUCCACAGAUUGUAUUGCCAUUUCACAUACAAAAAGUUAUUCGGGCUGCUCGAUAUUAAAAAAAAAAAAUCUUGAGUUAGCCUCCAUAAGCUCAAAGCAAAUCUUUACAACUUGAUAUACAAAUUAAAUAACAAAUAUAUAUACUAGA
Molecule: messenger RNA, 3288 nt
Organism: Thalassophryne amazonica
Lineage: Eukaryota; Metazoa; Chordata; Actinopteri; Batrachoidiformes; Batrachoididae
Gene: ttc4
Product: tetratricopeptide repeat domain 4
Exons: 10
Coding region: 107-1282 (391 amino acids)
Molecular function (GO): Hsp90 protein binding
Source: RefSeq, a predicted model, not a curated record